CGGCUGACCGCGUUGCUCCAGGUUGCCGUAGGUCGUGGCUUGACCCAGAGUCUCCUGGUGGUUGGCGUAGGAGAAGUCUUGGCAACGCGGACACGUGCACCGGCGGCAGCCAGUCAGCGUUCGAAACCCGGCAUCGCCGCUGUGCUUUUCAUUCUGCGGUUGUUACGCAUCGACUUUACGCAUCAGUGUUCACUUGACUAUCGUGAUCUACAUUGUUAAUGAAAGACUCUCUCGUCUUCUAGAAGAAUUUACCUCGUGGCAGUUAUAAUCCAGCGAAGAAGUUGAAAAAAAUAUUUCGAUCGAUCCUAGAGUCAUUCUGCGUUACUCGAUGAAAAUGCAAAUGUGAUUUCGGUGAUCGGUGCUGAAGUGAAUUUUUGUAUUUGAAGACAUGACCUGAAAAAAAAAUAGUUAUAAAAAAAUUUUUCGGUGUUUUGUGGUAUAUUAAAAAAAUUGGGUGAUGAACAAAAUAACAAAUUUUUCGUAAUGGUAUUUCGUUUAAUGUCUGGAUUAAAUAAUUAAUUUUUAUUGGAGAGUGAUAUUCGGCCUGCUGCGAAGAUAGACAGACACGUAGUCAUGUUGUUAUAGAAUGUAAAUGUUCGUGAGAACUGUUGGUUAUGGUGAGAGUGUGUGUGACAGUCGUUAUCUAAUUUUAUGGUGCGUCGUUAUAAAAAGUACCAUGGGAAAAAUGCAUUCCGCUGGUUCAGUAUCCUUAGAGUUACGUCCGAGUCUUGUUGUCAGCGGCUGAAAUUACAGUCCAGCGAACGAGACUUUCCUGGGUUUCUCGCGCGGAGUAAAUUGCGGAACGAUCGCGGCUCUCGAUCGCGGCCAGAGAAAACACAAGAGGUCGCGUGAUUACUGUAAUAAUAUAUCCAGUGGGCGUUCGGGGAUACUCGUGAGGGCCAGGCAUACAAAAAAAUCGGGACAGUUCGGUACGCUGAAAUGUGCCUGACCCCCAUAACGCCUUGUUCGUGUUACGCGGAAAUCGUGAUCCAGAAUCUCACGAUCUACCAACCGAGGCCAUAAGGAGACGCUUCGAUGGUCCUUGUGGAACGGCAUGUACAAAAUUUAGCGUUUCGACGCAAGCGGUGAAAUCUCCUCGCAACAAUAGAUGCGGGAACCGUUAAUUUCACGCAUAGAGCACCUACGGCCACGUCCAUUUAAAAAAGGCUGAACUAAUGUAACAGAGAGAGAAUGGGAAAUUCACGAUCUUUGCCGUGUCGACGGGGGCGACCGCUCUUUCUGUUCUACCUUAUCAAUCGCACUUGGAAUAUCGUGGUGGAUCAUCGUGCUAAUAAACAGACUCAUUAUGAAGAAACUGAUCGCGAUACCGAGCUGUCUUCAAGAUGCAGUGGAUGCAGAGAUUGUACUUAUCUACAAGAAAGUCUUACCUUCGAAAGCGAAUCGGAAAUGGCUCCUAACGCAGAGGAGGAACUGCUUGUGGUAAAACCAUGGGGACCGCAACCGGAAAAGGAACGUCUCAGACCUCCAACCUACAAUGCAGAAGACUACGCGGUCGCCCUAAGAAGAUGGGGCAGACGUCCUCAAGGUGCCACGCAAGAUUCCCAAGGGACUUUACCCUCUACCACAAGUUCAAGUUCCGGUUACGCUUCCGGAAGUGGUGAAAUGACCUUAAGACAGUUCACAUCCGUUAGCGAGCUUCUGAACAAGCUCAGGGCGGACCUGAGACUAGCGUUUCCAAGUUUUGUACAAGAGUUCGCUUCGCCACCAGCAGAUGGCAUCACUCUGCUACUGGAGACCUUGAGGGGUGUUCAAUUGGCACAAAGUUCACCACCGUCGGGUCAGCACGGUCCCAGAAUUGGAACCCGAAGAGCUGCUCUGGAUGAACUUGGUUGCGUGGAAUGUCUUGCCGCUUGUGGAGAACGUUGUACGGAUGCUGCGAGACUUUUGGUCCAGGCGCAACCUGGUCUCUUGGCACUGGCUGUCUGCCUCACCAGCAGUUUAAACAGAUCACGUGUUCUUGCCCUGCAGCUCCUGACGAAGGUCUGUCAAACUUCUGGUGGCCAUGCUGCCGUGUCCGAAGCUGUUUCUACCCUCAGACUUAGAUACGGGGAAGGUGGUAGGUUCAGAUUUUUAGCUGGUGCACUUUUGGCACCAAGAGCUGCCAUUGCUCUGAGAGUCGCUGGGAUCUCAUUUUUGAAUGCUUUUCUCAAGUCUGCCCCAAGAGCCCAGGCUAGGCUUUAUAUUCAGGCAGAGGCGUGCGAAGCUGGCCUUGAGCCAAAAGCAUUGCAAGAGUGGCUCACGGAAAUUGAUGGAGGUGAAGAGGACACAUUGACGGAUUUAUUGCACAAGGAAGUCCAAAGAUGGACGCACAAUUGCGUGGAUGUCGAGGCCCUACAAAAACGGGCCGCCCGGGCCGAGGAAACUUGUCGUGCACUGAGCAAGAAGAUUUCGGCAUUACAGAGCCAGUUGCAGAAGCAGCAGCUCGAGAAUGUACGAAAUUAUAAUUUGGAGGAUAUGGAGAAGAUGAAGAAUUCACAGAAGACACAAAAGGUGUCGUCCAAUGCUGAAGACGAAGGCAUUAGUUCUUCUGAGCGUUCCAGUAGUCCUGAGGAUCUAAAACAUGGUCAGGGUCAUGUCAAGGUGUCUAUAGUGGAUAAUGAUCAAGAGACCACUAUAGAUGACGUCAUUGAAGAACUGAGGAUCAUCGUGAAGGAUGCUGAGGAAGAAUUUGAGGAUCAAAAUGCUCUUGCUAGAAAUUCUGCAGAUACUGUUAAUUCUGGCGAGAACAAAUGUUCUCCACUGUUCACAUCCGGUUCUAAAUUAUCAUUGAAUUCCCAGGCGAAGACUUUCCUCUACGACGAGAUAGAUUCAAAAAGUUCCUCUAGGUUCAAGGAUGAAGAUUCGAAGGUCACCGGUUCCAGUGCUGGCCAAAAUUGUACAGAAAAUCCUAUAACCUAUUUCGGGGCUACCGACAAGGAAUGCUCGUCGUCCGAAGGGAGUGUAAAGAUCCUUGUUAAAGGACCGGAAGUGGAGGAUGCCAUUGUACCGGCUAUUUUACAUCCGCAGCCACCAAGAAGAACUCCACCUUGUCUCUCUGCCAUUUUAGCCGCAAGAGAUUCCAGUUUCGUGGACGUUGAAGAGGAGGAAAUUUACAAUUCUCACGACGAGGAGGUCGAGGAGGAAACAUUGGGAGACGGAAGUGACUCUUUGUUGAGUGCGUCAAGAUUAAAGUACACUUCCGGCAAGGAUCAGGAGACUGAAAUCCGUAAAACUGCGUUAAUCAACGAAAGACCCAACAAAAACAUUGAAAAUCGCCUGAAGGACAAUAAAUUUACUAAAAGCUUCGACAAUAUUCACGACAUGGCGAACGUGCGACGUGACAAAAAGACUAUAAGAAACUACGAAGUGUCGUCCAAAAGUAAAUUCGAUCAGAUAAUAUCCAGACAAAUGGAAUCGAGAUACAGCAAAGAUUAUGGUCCAUCCGGUGAAGUUCAAAGACACAACACAAAAUACAGAAGCGAAGUUGAGAAACGUAAAUUAUUACGUAGGGCCGCAAGUCAUGACUUCCUGGACUCGGAAGCGUCGAGUCCAUCUUUAAGACGUACCGGAAGUAGAGUCGAAGGUCGCAUACGGAAGUUCGAAAGUCUCACGUCCUUUGACAACGCCAGUCUUCACAGUUUUGCAAGACACGGCAGUACGGACAAUAUCAGUAAGAUUGAUCAGCCUCAACAAUCCUGGAGCGAAGGCUCCAGGUCCAGGAUUCGCAGAUCUGAAUCACUGCAUCACGUUUCCCACGCAGUUACAAAAAAAGAUCAUGGUUCAUCUCGUGGAGGCAGUGACAGCGGUCUUUUUUACGUAACGGACUUCGAUCUGGAACCUCUGGUGGGUAGAAGACUCAAAUCGGAUUCGUCGAAAUCACCUAGUUUGUUGACGAAAUCAUUAGACCGAAUUGACGAGGGUUUGGACUCCAUGGUCGAUAUUGUCAUAACCGAAGAGAAACAGCACUGGGAAUUAAAUCGACGCUUCGCCAAAGACAGGAAGAGAACCGGACGAGAAAGGUCAUCGAGGGAAUUAAAUAAUAAUAAACUUUACGGACAGAUAAAGAGCGACGAACUUUAUGGGGAAGAGAGACAUCAUCGUUGGAAUCACGAAGACAUUGAUGGCAAUAAAAAAGUGGAUCCCACUGUAUUCAUUAAUAGAAAUGGCUCUAGACACGAACCGUUUCGCUAUGAGAAAUCUGCUAAUAAAUUUUCUACAAGAUCAACAGAAUCUGGUAUCUUUCUACCUUGCGGACGUCCUUCCGAUGCUUUUGGCUGGAGCAAAAGCAGGUUCAAUGCUGGAAAAUAUUCUGGAAAUAAUAUUCCCAGAGAGAACAAUGUCAGGAAUUCUGGAUACGGUGGGAAAAUUGGUGGUAAAGUCACUGACGUCAUAUCCGGACUCUAUUAAGAUUCGUCUGAAUUAUAUAUUUGAUUGAUACAAGAAGUCAGUCAAUCUGUAUUAAAUGUCCUAACGUAAUAUUUAAACAAUUUCGUACCUUGCGAUUAACACAAUUCAAUGACAAACCUUGUGCAAUAACUUGAGUAUUAUAUCUAUGAAUAUAUUUAAGUAGUUUUUAUUAUUAAGUGAAUUCGCGCAAGUGUAUAGAUCACGUAUUGCUAUUAUUAAUUAAUUAUUGACCAGGAACGUUCGAUUGAUAAUUAAUCAAUAAUUCGUAUUUGUAUAUUUCGGUUGUUUUACUAAGCAGUAUAUGGUAUGAGAGUAAAGAUCUACUGGGAUCAAGUAUUCUGGUGACGGACAAGUUUUAAAUGUUAACGACUGGAGUGGUUUAUUCGUUUGUUAAUUUUGUUGUUGUUUUUCCUCUUGAUUGUUCAAACGAAAGCAGGCCUAUUCAAGCUUUGUAUGACUUUGUAUAGAAUUCAUAAACUUUUGGAAAAUAGUGUAUUCUGUAUUCUUGAGAAGAAACAGUCGUUUCGGUAACUCUAAUGUAUUACAGUUAUGCGUAACGAAUUCUCCAGAGAAACGGAGCAUUUUUGUAACCGAAUGACGUCUUUGAUUUUAAUUUAUUGCGUUUAAUUAAUUCGAUGGGAGAUGUAAAUAAAUUGUAAUCAAUUGAUACGAAUAAAAUAUUACUACGUAUAAU
Cephus cinctus (wheat stem sawfly) is the source of this 5101-nucleotide messenger RNA. RefSeq lists its product as uncharacterized. Lineage: Eukaryota; Metazoa; Arthropoda; Insecta; Hymenoptera; Cephidae. The coding region runs from base 1192 to 4407 and encodes 1071 amino acids. Gene Ontology annotation, cellular component: cytosol. Gene Ontology annotation, biological process: regulation of cell shape; cortical actin cytoskeleton organization; cell migration. The record is from RefSeq and is a predicted model, not a curated record. Gene Ontology annotation, molecular function: actin filament binding; small GTPase binding. The transcript is spliced from 6 exons.